AUGGCACCGUCAAUAAGCGACCUUCCUAUAUCACCAAAUGGUCAAACACACCAUGAAACAACCACAGAUUGCAUCGUUGAUACCGAAUUCUUAAUCGUCGGCGCGGGACCUGCAGGCGCUGCACUGGCUUGUUUCCUCGGUUCAUAUGGUCUCAAAGGAAUCAUGAUUAGUGCCGCCCCCGGCACAGCCAAUACACCCCGAGCCCAUAUCACCAACAUGGCAGCAUUAGAAUGUCUCCGUGAUAUUGGCCUCGACCAGGAAAUCAACAAGGUCGCGUGCAGUGGUGAUCAACAUAUGGUGCAUACCAGGUGGUGUCAUAGUAUGGCUGGUGAAGAGUAUGCAAGGAUUCAUUCUUGGGGUAAUGAUCCUAAGCGAAAGGGUGACUAUGAAAUGGCCAGUCCUUGUUCUCCGGUCGAUCUUCCGCAGACACUAUUGGAGCCCAUUCUAGUUCGCCAUGCAAUCUGUAAAGGAUUUACUACUCGAUUUGAUACCACGUUUUUCUCUUUUAUCGAGGAUGCUGGUGUUAUUACAGCCAAUCUCUGCGAUAAUCUCUCCAAGCACGAGUACCAAAUCCGAACCAAGUAUCUCUUCGGCGCAGACGGAGCCCGCAGCCAAGUCGUCAAGCAACUCAAUCUUCCCCUGGCAGUGAAACCAGGUCAAGGCCUUGCAAUCAAUGUUCUCGUGCGUGCCGAUCUGUCGCACCUCGUCGAGCAUCGCAAGGGCAACCUGCACUGGGUUAUGCAACCGGAUCGCGAGCAUCCGGAAUUUGGCUGGAUGGCGAUCGUACGGAUGGUCAAGCCUUGGAACGAGUGGAUGUUUAUUUUAUUUCCGACGAAAGAUUUUGAUCCGCGAGCGAAUCCGUCGAAGGAGGAGUAUCUGCAGCGGGUAAGAGAGUUUAUCGGGGAUGAGACGCCAGCGGGGAUUAUUGAUGUCUCAAAGUGGAAUAUCAAUGAGACUGUGGCGGACGAGUACUCCCGGGGGAAUAUAUUCUGCCUUGGUGACGCCGUCCAUCGCCAUCCACCACUGAAUGGUCUAGGCUCAAAUACCUGCAUCCAAGAUGCAUUCAACCUCGCCUGGAAAAUCGCCUACGUCCACCAGGGCCUUGCAUCUCCAUCCCUCCUAUCAAGUUACUCAACGGAACGCCAACCAGUGGGCCACUCGAUUAUCACGCGCGCAAAUCAGGCAUUCCGCGACCACGCAAGCAUCUGGAAUGCAUUGGGGAUGUUAAACGAAGACCUCGAGAGCCGGAAAGCUAUACUCGAGGAAUUGUCUGCGGUGACUACAAACGGGCAGAAGUGGCGUCGCGCUCUACGGGAGGCUAUUUCGCAUACGUGCCAUGAGUUUCAUGGGUUGGGUGUUGAGAUGAAUCAACACUACUCUGGGUCGGGGAUUUACGAUGCGGACGAAAAAGAAAUAUAUGCCCUUCAUGGAAAAGCCGCUGAAGAUCCGGUUUUGUACCACGAACCCAGUACAUAUCCAGGGAGUCGGCUGCCGCAUGUUUGGCUCAAUCGGGCUGUUCCGGGGAAACCGGUUUCUACAAUUGACCUAGCGGGUCAUGGGGCGUAUACGCUUUUCACGGGUAUUGGAGGUGAUUCCUGGAAGGUAGCUGCUGAAGCUGUCUCUAAGGAAUUGGGAGUUCCGCUAAAAGCGCACUCGAUUGGGUUCCGGCAAGACUGGGAGGAUAUGUAUUAUGACUGGGAACGGGUAAGGGGCGUGGAUGAGUCUGGAGUUGUUCUGGUAAGACCAGAUCGAUUUGUAGCUUGGAGAAUGCUUGAAGUGCUGGAACGUGCAGAGAUGUGUGGAAGGAAGUUGGGUGAGGUAUUGAGAUCGAUUUUGGCUUAUUGAUCUUUAAAUGUACAGAUAAGAAUGUCUAGAAAAGAACAUCCGAUAAUUAAUUUGGCAACUGUAAAAAACUCCAAUCAAUCUCCCCAUCCAUUGCUCUACUAUUCUCGAUCCAUGGUCCUUGUGACUGCGUACUCCCAAAGAGAAACAUUGGGUCAAUUAGCGUGGCGGACGGGAUCAUCUGAUCUGCGAUGAAAUGAGCGUCCACUGAUGGUA
Aspergillus glaucus CBS 516.65 is the source of this 2058-nucleotide messenger RNA. RefSeq lists its product as uncharacterized. Gene Ontology annotation, molecular function: FAD binding. The record is from RefSeq and is a predicted model, not a curated record. Bases 1 to 1845 code for a protein of 614 amino acids. The transcript is spliced from 3 exons. NCBI's taxonomy places the organism in Eukaryota, Fungi, Ascomycota, Eurotiomycetes, Eurotiales, Aspergillaceae.